This is a messenger RNA of Camellia sinensis, 1216 nucleotides long. Its product is annotated as auxin-responsive protein IAA29. Gene Ontology annotation, biological process: regulation of DNA-templated transcription. Gene Ontology annotation, cellular component: nucleus. The record is from RefSeq and is a predicted model, not a curated record. NCBI's taxonomy places the organism in Eukaryota, Viridiplantae, Streptophyta, Magnoliopsida, Ericales, Theaceae.
UAAACCAAAGUCUAAAGCUCUCUCUCUAUACAUUUUAAAGCACUACCCAUAUCAUAUCUUGCUUUGAUCCUGUUUUUCUUUUUUUAUAUAAUUGGGAUCUAAAAACCAGUUAGUUUGUUGUUGUUCUUUGUGAUUUUCCAUGUUGUCAGUUAUGGAGCUUCAGCUUGGUCUUGCACUUCCAACGCACAAUCCAGUGAAAGGGUUCGACCUGAACCAAAAUGGGUUCGACUCGAAAGAGAUGGGGGGUUGGUGGAAUGACAAUGAGUGCUGUUUGGGAAACAAGUUUCUUGGAAACAAGAAGCGAGGUUUUGAUGAGGCUUUUGAAGAUGGAGGAGAGAGGAAUGGGAAGUUGUGUGUGUUUUCUUGGAAUGGGCAGCCAAACGAGGAAGACGAUGGCAAGGGAGAGAGAAAGGGAAGCUCUAUCACCAUUGACAAAGAUGAUGAAGAAGAAAGCCAUGUUGUGGGGUGGCCACCUAUAAAGUCAUGGAGGAAGAAACUAAUGCAUCAGCACCACCAACAAGGUGGUAGGACUAGGAUAGUGAAAGAUCGGACGGUUGAGAGGGGAACAUCAAACUCGACCUAUGUGAAGGUGAAUAUGGAGGGAGUACCAAUAGGAAGAAAGAUCGAUCUACGACUCUAUCAUUCUUACCACACACUUACAACCACCUUGAUCAGCAUGUUUGCUAAAUAUCAGGAUUGUGAUAAAAUUAGUGAACGUUAUACGCUAACCUACCAAGACAAAGAAGGAGAUUGGUUGCUUGCUGGAGAUGUUCCAUGGAAAACAUUCAUUGAGACGGUGUGUCGUUUGGAGAUACAAAGGAAUGUUGGUUGAUAGAGUUGAGUUGAAGAUCAAUGAUCACCAUUUCAAUACCCAUAUCUAUAGUUUAACAAGACCUUGUUAAAUGUUGUUGUAUGAUUGAAGUGAUUAUAUGUAGGUGAAGAUAAAAUAUAUAGCUUGUUAUUUAAUUAUGAAGCAAAAUGACUGAAAUUAAGGCAAGCUUGUUAUUAUCCUUACAAACUAGAAACUUGUGAUAUUUGUUUUUAAAUUGUUUUCAUUAGCAUCUAUGUUGUUGCAGAGAAAAAUAUGUGAAAAUAGUAUAAUGAAUGUCCUAUUGAUUAUAAUAAGCAGUUCGAAAUUAGUGAAAACCCUUGACUAAAUGUGAAUAUUUUAUAUGAUUUUUGGAUUGAUUGUCUAUAUUUUUAAUAAAAUUAGGGU